This is a messenger RNA of Thalassophryne amazonica, 3456 nucleotides long. RefSeq names its product exocyst complex component 3-like 4 (gene exoc3l4). The transcript is spliced from 14 exons. Gene Ontology annotation, biological process: exocyst localization; exocytosis. Gene Ontology annotation, molecular function: SNARE binding. Lineage: Eukaryota; Metazoa; Chordata; Actinopteri; Batrachoidiformes; Batrachoididae. Gene Ontology annotation, cellular component: exocyst. The coding region runs from base 178 to 2571 and encodes 797 amino acids. The record is from RefSeq and is a predicted model, not a curated record.
UAUACUAAAAAAAAAACAAAACAAAACAUAAAAACAAAUCUCUUUCGUAUUUGUACCUGAUAGAACAGGUCAUUCUCGUUUCCUUUCUUUUUGCCUCCGUUGUUCUGUCAAGGUGAAGAAAGUGAAAGUAUUUGGGUCGAGUCGCGAGCGCAGCUUGAUGUCAGAUACUUGGAUGAAAUGGCACAAAUGAGUGAAGGAUCCACUGAAAACCCAGACGAGGACAGCGUGCCCCUCAGGAGCAACGGAAAGACGUCCACUAAUGGCAGCGGCAAGGAGAAACUGGGCUUGUUAAAGACAUUUCGACACAGCAUCAAACGGGUUGGAGAAAAGAGCCCCAUCUCAUCUAUGAGGUCAAAGGUCACAACCACAGAAGGCACGGGUGCUGCUGAUACCAAUGGCUCAAGUGCAACCGAUUUAGAAACACCCACGUCACCAAGUUUGAAUGCUGGCUCACCCAUUGUUUCACCUCUGAAAAGCAUCGGUGUUUUUUUCCAGAAAAAAGCAGAAGCAGGGAGUGAGGGUACUUCAACAAAAAUCAAAUCACCUUUAAGAACGCGAUCAGAUCCCACUGCGCUGUUUGGUGACUCUCUACUGAAAAAAGGUGCAUCCAUUGGUCACAGCCUGAGACUCAGCAGUAAGAAGGACAAAGAAAGGAUUUGCACAGAGGACCCACUCAUCCCUGAGAACAAGGAGGAGGAGAUGCAGGGGGAGGUCAUGCUGGAGAAAAUGUGGGAGUCCUACGCACUUCCAGAGAUCCCUGACACGCCGCUGUCAGUGAUGCAGAUCAGCAAGUUGAUAGAGAUGGAGGUUUUAGAGGAGGCUCACCUGAACCUGCUGUCGUUGCGGCAGGAGUUCCAGCGUGAAAGGGAGCAGUGCACCAAAGAAGAUUCACCAGUGGAGCUAGCCAAGAAAGAGAAGGACCUCAGCCUCCUCUAUGAAAACCUAAGGAAUAAGAUUAAAGCCAUAGUACGUGAUUCCAACUCCCUUCCCAACAGAAACAACGGGCUGCUUGAACCCGUGGCUCACAUCAUCCUGGAGGAGGAGAAGAGGGCUGGGGAGCCUUGUGCACUAGCGGGCAGCUGGAUGGAAAGCUGGAGAGAGGCGGUGGGUGAGGGGGUGCAAGCCAAGGUGGAGAACAUCCACUUGGACAGCAUGGAGCAGAACACCUCCUGGCUGGCCGUGCACCUGGGCCUUCUGGGCAAGGUAAUUGUGCAGGACUUGGAGAAUGUGAAGAAAGACCUGCAGUGGUCCUACCCACCCAGCUUCAAAGCGUUCAGUGUCUAUGUGAAGAGUUAUCACAAAGCCAUCGGACAGCACCUGAAAAAGCUGCAGCAGCAGGUGACGGAGCGGAAGGAUUACUACAGGCUGCUGGACUGGAUCAACAACUGCUAUCAGAGUGAGAAGAUCAUGGGAAGUGUUUCUCUCCAGCCAGAGAUGAAAUCUGAGAGCACUGACCUCCACCUGGAGGAUGGAUUCCUGGAGCACCUGAAAGAGCAGUACAGCUGCAAAAUAAAGGAAGACAUGCAAGCUUCUCUGGACAAAAUCAGUGAACUUGAGAAUGAGAAAUUUUGGAGUGAAAAGAAGCCGCCGGACAUAGACAACAACUUUCUCAACUCUCAGAUUCACAUGGACAUCUGGACGAUAGUAGAAGGAAAUGCAGUAAACACGCGUGCACUGGAUGCACAGCUGGAGCAGAAAGUCAUCUGUUCCUGUCUCGAAGCACUAAAAGAGUUUCCCAGUAGGUUCAUGACAGAGUUCAAACAUCACUGUGACACUGAGCCCUCAAACCCUCUUUGGACCCAGUAUCACAUCACAUACAUAAACAGCUUCACCGAUUUACAGAACCACAUGGAAGGGUACAGGGACAGCUGUCCACACCAGGUGGAAGAGUUCAGCAGAGAGGUGAAGCAACUAAUCAAUGACCUCUGCCAUUGCCUGAAGGAGCACUUCAAAGAGGAUGUCAAGCCGUAUCUGAGGAGAAUGAUGACUAGAACGUGGCUCACAAAUAACAGUGACUUCCAGCAGCUUCACAGCCGGACAAAGCGCCUGUCAGAGGACUGCGCUCUAAUGAAGCCUCCUCACGUACAGGAAUUUGUGAGUCAGUUGCACUACCACGUGGUGAGGGGAUACAUCAGUCAACUGAUGAAAAACGACUACUCGUGCAAGAACAGGAAACACGAGGAGGCAGCGAGCAAGAUCCGUGGACAGUGGGGGGAACUCAGGGAUCUAUUUGAGGACAUGAAUUCAAGUCAUGAGUGGCUCCAUCCUGUCGGAGACGACCUGAGCGACAUCAUUGGUCAGAAAAACAAGAGGGACAUAAAGAACCACCUGCAGCCUGUAGUGGAGCAUUACCCCGACUUCAGCCGGAAGCAUCUGGCUGCUGUUCUGUUCUUCAGAGGAGUAACGAGGGGCCGCGAGCACCAGCUGAUCCUCCGGAAACUGACAGAGCUGAAGAAGAGCCAAAGCAACAGUGACGGCAGCGACAGAAGUCGAGUUUUAUUUGGUGACAUGCAGGCCAAUGUGAACACAAACUGCCUCUCCAAGCUACCUUUGUCCUGCCUCGGCUUCUAGUGUAGCAACCAGCUGACGAGUCAGUGACCAGAAGAAUGACGCUUUCUCUAAGGGGGUUCACACCAUUUCAUUAUGUUAGCUACUUGCGUUAACUGUUCACUUCCUUUUUUCCCUACAACCCCCCCCAAAAAAAGAAACAUACAACAGUAACAUACAGUGAUUGUACACAAACACAAAGGUGGAUUACUGAACAGGCCUACUGGGUCCAGCCCUGAGAGCCGAAGGGCUCAGGGGGGGCCACAGAACCCAGGUCUAUGCACAACUAUGUUAUCUACUCUUUUAUGUUAAUGGGCGAAUGAAGUCAAAUAACUGUCGCUAAGUUAUGUGACAUGCCUUAUUAGGGCCCCUCAAUCAUAUAACAUGGGCUAUGUUAAUUGCCAAAGAUACCGGAACGGGGCCCCACAAUCUAAUAACAUGCACUAUGUUAUUUGCCUAUUCCACGUCAUAUUUUACCCACGGCCCCUUGGAUUGUUAUAGUCUCGAUUUCUAUAGGCUAUAGCCUAAUACAGGGUAUUCAACUUGUUCCAGAAAGGGCCAAGAGGGUGCAGGUUUUCUUUGCAGCCACCCACUCCACCAGGUGAUUUCACUGAUUAACAUCACUUUGAGCAGGUGGAAUCAGUUAAUCAGUGGAAUCACCUGGUGGAGAUGCUGGCUGCAAAGAAAACCUGCACCCUCUUUGCCCUUUCUGGAACAAACUGAAUACCCAUAUCAGGCUAUAUAGCCUAAUACAAUGUUGGUGUAACUGUUGUCCUGCAAUUCUGUGUUUGUGUAAUAGUUUAUUUUUAAACUGUAGUUUUUAGUCUUUUAAUACACCUGUUGUUGAAACUGAUGUCUUAUAAAGUUUUAAUGGUGCUGGAAUUCACAAUAUAUCAGUCUUGUCUCAGA